Molecule: messenger RNA, 636 nt
Organism: Carcharodon carcharias (great white shark)
Lineage: Eukaryota; Metazoa; Chordata; Chondrichthyes; Lamniformes; Lamnidae
Product: leucine-rich repeat-containing protein 71-like
Exons: 3
Source: RefSeq, a predicted model, not a curated record
CCCGAGUCACCGAGUCCUGUGUUCUUCCUGCAGGCUGCCGAGAUUUUGAAUCCGUUGAUUGAUUUUGCCGAGCAUCGGGACGGUAAUGUGUAUCUCCCUGGAAACCUUUGCCUCAUGAGCCUUAACCUGACACAUAAUCAGAUUACGGAGACUGGUCUGAAAGCUUUUCUGACAAUGGUUAAAACGCAGACACAUAACGUGAAGCAGAGCCCUGAUGGGAGGACAACGAGUGGACUGUUGAGGCUGUCGAUAACGAGGAAUGCUUUUGCUCUGACGUGUGAAACGUACACACUGCUUCAGGAGCUGAUGUUAACUCGAGAUCCCGUUGCCAAGCAUCAAGUGAUCUGCUCUCCAACGCCACUGCACGAUGAGCAACAGUAACAGAGCUAAUCUUUUCACACUCAGCGCUCCCGCAACAACCAGAAACCCUGCUGAACCCUCAGAGACAGGUCUGUGCUCAGGGAGCAGGCCAAUCACCUCUUGUCAAAGUAGUUCAAUUGUCCCCAAUUCAAUGAAUAUUUUGCUCCCCAAACCUCUGAAUAGAGACACUCAUUCUUGGCCGCCUGAGUCAUCAGGACUAAUUUCAAAAAAUUCAUAUGAUAUUUAAAAAUAAAAUGUCAACUGGUUUCAACAUAA